UUUGGUCGUAUUAAUGAAGAGUAUAGUCUUUGUAUUUGUUUUUGUCCAGUUAUUUACUUCAGAAUUAAAUUCAAAUAUUGCUUUAACCUAUUAUUAUGUUGGGUAACCUUAAAGAGUUUAUUUCAGUGGUUCAAGACGGCUUAACAUCCAAUAAUAAUUUACGUCAAACGUUGCAAGAAGUUCAAAAAGUGAAAAACAUAUUUAGGGACAAGCAAAAGGUUACAAGCGAAACCGAAAGCAAAGUUAAUUAUGCUGCUGGCGGUGAACUACUUGAGAAGUAUCAAGAAAACUGGGCAGAGUUACACGAUAAUGCGGACAAAAAUGCGAGAGCGGCGGAGGAAGUGGACAAAUUAAUCAUAGAAUUGCACGAAACUACAAAAAUUCGAUUGCAAAGUGCAACAGAGUUGGCUCAGAAUUUAACCCACUUGCCUAAUUUGACGGCUUCCGUGGCACAAUGUAUGGAUAGCUUGAAAAAUGUGCAUACAUUAUUGCAUGAGGUUGAGAAUCAAUUGGUUGAGUUUGAAGACAUUAUUGAAAGGAGUAAUAUAGAGAAAUGGAAGCUUGACCACCAUUAUCAUUUAACACUUUACAAAGAAAAGAAAAUGGCUGGUUUGGAAGAAAUUCGAAACCAAUUAGCGAAAGAGAAUUUGGAGAAAAAUAAUGAAAAUGAAAAAAGGCAGCUGGCAGAGUUACAGACGAAGAGAGAAAGCAGCGCAGUGGCAUUCAAAAGUGACAUGGCAAAGUACUUGGCCAGUGGAAAUGUGCCAUCCACACCCACAUCAGCACCAAAGAUAACGUUAGAACAGAUACAAUUGGAUGAUGACAAGGCAGACUUGGAAAAAUUCCUUGAGAGUUGAUUUACAACGGCAAGAGACUUACCUGAUGGUGAUAAACACAGAGCUUUUAUUAUAGGAUAAGAUAUAUUAUGUUAUAUUAUUGUAUUACAAAUUAUAUUAAAUAAUGUUGUUGUA
Messenger RNA from Vanessa tameamea, 971 nucleotides. It is a transcript of the gene Dysb, whose product is annotated as dysbindin. The record is from RefSeq and is a predicted model, not a curated record. Gene Ontology annotation, biological process: negative regulation of protein kinase activity. The transcript has 3 exons. Gene Ontology annotation, cellular component: cytoplasm. Lineage: Eukaryota; Metazoa; Arthropoda; Insecta; Lepidoptera; Nymphalidae. Bases 96 to 857 code for a protein of 253 amino acids.